CUUUUGAGUGGAGUUGCCAUGGUGCCGGUGAAAUUUCGAACUGCGUGCGAAAAAGUGGCGAAAAAUUAAUCCAAUUGUUUUCUUGUGUAUUUAAAAAUUUUUAAUGUUUUGAAAGAUGAUAGCGGAUACUUCCACUAAAGUACAAGAUUUCAGGGAUGUCACCCGAAUCGAAAGGAUUGGAGCGCAUUCACAUAUCCGUGGUUUGGGUCUUGAGGAUACAUUAGACCCUCGUGCGGUGUCCCAAGGUAUGGUGGGUCAGUUGCCUGCUAGGAAAGCUGCAGGCUUGUUACUUGAAAUGAUAAAAGAAGCAAAAAUUGCCGGGAGAGCUGUCUUAAUUGCUGGACAGCCUGGAACUGGAAAAACAGCAAUUGCUAUGGGAAUGGCACAAGCACUAGGUACUGAUACGCCUUUUACUGUGAUAUCCGGAAGUGAAAUAUUUUCUUUAGAAAUGUCCAAAACGGAAGCUCUAACACAAGCUUUCAGAAAAUCAAUUGGAGUUAGAAUUCAGGAAGAAACAGAAAUCAUUGAAGGAGAGGUAGUAGAAAUACAGAUUGAUCGACCAGUUUCUGGAACAGGCUCUAAAGUUGGUAAACUAACUUUAAAAAGUACAGAUAUGGAAACAACAUAUGACUUGGGACAGAAAAUGAUUGAAAGCUUGACGAAGGAGAAAGUUCAAGCUGGAGACAUAAUUUGUAUUGAUAAAGCUACAGGAAAAAUCACUAAACUUGGGCGAUCAUUUACAAGAGCCCGGGACUAUGAUGCAACUGGUCCUCAAACUAAAUUUGUGCAAUGUCCUGAAGGAGAACUUCAGAAAAGAAAAGAAGUUACACAUACGGUGACUCUACAUGAAAUUGAUGUUAUGAACAGCCGGACUCAAGGGUUUUUAGCUUUGUUUUCAGGUGAUACUGGAGAAAUAAAAGUUGAAGUCAGAGAGCAAAUUAAUUCUAAAGUAGCAGAGUGGAGAGAAGAAGGAAAAGCCCAGAUCAUACCAGGUGUUUUAUUCAUAGAUGAAGUUCAUAUGUUAGAUGUCGAAUGUUUUUCCUUCCUAAACAGAGCACUUGAAACUGAACUCGCUCCAGUCCUCAUCAUGGCUUCCAAUAGAGGCAUUACUAAAAUAAGAGGAACUCGAUACCCUAGUCCGCACGGUGUGCCUCUCGAUUUGCUGGAUCGUUGUGUCAUAAUCUCAACUACACCCUACAAGGAUGAUGAAAUAAUGAAAAUUUUAAAAAUUAGAUGUGAAGAAGAAGAUGUCAUGAUGAGCAAUGAUGCGCUAAUUGUGUUGACGAAAAUAGGAACUGAAUCGUCUCUUCGCUAUGCCAUUCAGCUUAUCACAGCUGCAAACCUUGUUGCUCUGAAGCGUAAGGCAACUGAAGUAAGCAUUGAGGAUGUGAGAAGGGUGUAUUCUCUAUUUUUUGAUGAAAUUCGGUCAAGCCGAUAUUUAAUGGAGUCUGAAGAUGAAUACAUGUUCAAUGAAGGUAAAGAAAAGGCGACGAUGGAUACGUCUUAAAUGUUAUUGUUCCUGUAAAUGUAAUUUCAAAUAGAUUUUAAAUAAACAAUUUCAAAACAG
Molecule: messenger RNA, 1567 nt
Organism: Uloborus diversus
Lineage: Eukaryota; Metazoa; Arthropoda; Arachnida; Araneae; Uloboridae
Gene: rept
Product: ruvB-like 2
Exons: 11
Coding region: 116-1507 (463 amino acids)
Biological process (GO): chromatin remodeling; box C/D snoRNP assembly; regulation of transcription by RNA polymerase II
Cellular component (GO): R2TP complex; Ino80 complex; Swr1 complex
Molecular function (GO): DNA helicase activity; ATP hydrolysis activity; ATP binding
Source: RefSeq, a predicted model, not a curated record